Molecule: messenger RNA, 5091 nt
Organism: Xyrichtys novacula (pearly razorfish)
Lineage: Eukaryota; Metazoa; Chordata; Actinopteri; Labriformes; Labridae
Source: the annotation of a GenBank genome assembly
AGCAGUUUGAAGUGGCGAUGCAUCCAUUUGUUUAUAAAAAGCGUAUCAAAGCUCGGCCUGACUGAACCGUUCACUUAUAGCUCGAUUUCCACUAUAUAAACACAUGUGGCAUCAUCAGUCAGGAAGUGGUGAUGAAAGGUUUGAAAAGCAGAAGUGUGUCUGGCCUAAAGCAGACAGUCAGACAGAUAAAGCCAACGUUCAGCGGAGACUCUGGCAUCCCUGAGGUAAGAGCAUUAGAUACAGAUACAGCUUAAAAAUAUUUUAGACGACUGAUCUAAUGUUAGUAUUUAAAAUGGCACACAGAAAAGGGCAACCCCAGUCUGGUUAUAUAUUUUAACCCUUUAGUAAUCUAAUUUAAACCUAUAUGGAGCAUUUAGAGUAUUUCACUUGCACUUUAUACCUUUUCUUUCUGUACUUGGUCUAAAAGAAGAUAGGAACAACAUGUUUAGAGUUGGCAAACCCACACAGCUGACAGAUUUCUUGCUUGGCACAAAGGGAAACCUCAAACAAGUUUCAGUGCAGAGAACAAAAAGGAAAGAGACUGUUUAUUCUGUCAGAGAUCAGUUGAUCUGUGAUUUGAAGUUCAGACGCAGCUACAGAAAUUAAAUCUAAUCAUUUCUCCCACAGCAGCGUUGGUAUCGUCAUGACAAGCAACUGCUCAUUUGAAAAUGUGGAUCACCUGAUGAAAUAUCUGGAGCUGGUUUUCUACAUCCCCAUAUUUGUCUUGGGUCUGAUUCUUAACGUCAUGGCUCUUUUUGUUUUCUGCGUGGCUCUGCGGAAAUGGACAGAGUCAACAAUAUACAUGACCAGCUUGGCUCUGAUGGACCUGCUCCUCCUUUUACCUCUACCCUUCAAAAUGCACGCCACCAAUCACCGCUGGCCUGCAGACUUACAGCGUCUCUGUUCAGUUUUGGAAGCCCUGUACUUUGUUGGGAUUUAUGGCAGCAUCUACACCAUCAUGUGUAUAGCUGUGGACCGAUGGGUGGCCAUCUGCCACCCUUUUCGAGCCAAACAACUACGUUCGCCUAAGAAAGCUCUGGGAACCUGUUUGGGGGUCUGGGUGCUGGUUCUGGCAGUGAUCUCCCCGACCAUCUAUCAUCUGAGGGAGGCUAGGGAGACAGACUUCCACUGCUUCCACCAGUUUUCACAGAAAGGCUGGAGUCCCUCUAUGAUUAUCUGUUUGCAGGUGUUUGGGUUCCUGCUGCCGGCGCUGCUGGUGGUUUUCUGCUCAGUUCAGACCAUCUGGGCUUUGAGGCAGUCUGGAAGACUAAGCCCACAGAGCCAGGCCUGUGUGAAGAUCAUCUGCAGCAGCCUGAGCGCCUUCCUGCUGCCCUUCACCCCCAGCCACCUGGCCAUCCUCCUGCAGUUCCUGGUAAGAUCAACUAAGAGUCUUUUAACUCAACUCAGAAGUCAGGGUGAUGAAAGUGAAAGUUCUUUUCUGUUGUUGUUGCUGUAGUGGAACUUUCCACUACUGAUCUCCGUCAGCAGUUUAGAAGAAAAAAUUACAGUCAUUCACACAAGUACUUGUUGAAAGAGUCAUCCUAAAAGACUUAAUAUCUUUAAAAAGCACUAAGAAGAUGCUCAAAUUCUCUCUAUUAAACUUUUUCUUUUACAUGGUUCACAAGACAGGAAGGUAAAUGUCAUAGGACUCAGUUUGAAUAAUCAGGCCCCUCUUUUCUUGGAUCUACCAGCUGAGGUCUAGAGGCCUGGGCUGGAUCUUAGUUAGACUGCUGGGGUCUUUUCUGGGAGUCCCUGUGCUCCAUCAUGUCGUAGGUUCCUCUGGAUUGCUGCUGUAGAUGUUUUGAUGCUUUGGACCUGCCUGUUUUCCCGCUGCUUCAACUACUUACAUCAGUCCCACAUCUGUCAUCUCUCUCUUUCUAAUAUUCUAAUAUCUAAUAUUAGUGUUAAAACUGGCAAACAGAAAAGGGCAAACCCCAGUCUGUAUAUAUUUUAACCCUUCAGUGAUCCAAUUUAAACCUAUAUGGAGCAUUUAGAGCAUUUCACUUGCACUUCACACCUUUUCUUUCUGUACUUGGCCUAAAAGAAGACAGGAACAACAUGUUUAGAGCUGUUAAACCCACACAGCUGACAAAUUUCACGCUUGGCACAAAGGGAAACCUCAAACAUGUUUCUGCGCAGAUAACAAAAAGGAAGAGACUGUUUAUUCUGUCAGAGAUCAGUUGAUCUGUGAUUUGAAGUUCAGACAGACGGAGCUGCAGAAAUUAAAUCUAAUAAUUUCUCAAACAGCAGCGUUGGUUUCAUCAUGACAAGCAACUGCUCAUUUGAAAGUCAUCUCUCUCUUUCUGCGUCUACCUCUAUCCUCUCAGAGGAUAGCGGCAGAUGAAUGUCUAACAUGAGUCUGGUCCUGCUCAAAGUCUCUGCCUGUUAAAAGGAACUUUUUUCCUCUCCAGUGUAACUUAGUAAAUGCUGCAAAGUGUUAAAUUGAUGUGGUUAAAUAUGGGAUGGAAGGAUCUGAUCUUAUUCAAUCUUAUCCCGUCUUUACAUUGGGUCUUUGUAAAUAGAGGAUUAUCUAGACCAGCUUUUUUUUUGUUAAGCAUCUAAUGGUAACACUGGCUGGCAAUUGUUGUUAUAUAAAUAAAGCUAUAUAAGCUAUAUAAAUAUAAUAGGUAGAGAUAGUUUGGAGGUGAAGUUUGGAGGUGAAUCUUUAGUUUCAAAUAUACCUGAAAAUAAGAUGUAUGAUGGAUGAUUAAAAAACUCAGCAUCAACAAGGUGUUAAGAGAUCUCUCUAUAUAAAACUACAACAGCUCACACUGCUCCAGUGUUAUUGUAUGUUUAAAAGACUUUCAUACACACAAUAUCCUAGAUUGACAUGUCUCUGUCCUCCAUGUGACACUGUUCAUGUAACUGCAGGUGCACCAAGGAGUGAUCGAGGACUGUGAAAACAAGACCAGGAUCAGCCUGUUCAUCCAGAUCACCCUGUGCCUGUCCAAUGUCACCUGCUGUCUGGACGCUUUGUGCUACUACUUCAUCGCUCAUGAGGUCAGAAGCACCAAAAACACCUUCAGGCUGUCAGUGAUGAGCCAAAGAAGAGCCACCUUCAGCACUUCAGAGGUCUGAACACCGAACACAGAUCAAGUUAAAGUAAAUCUGUUGGUGUUGAUGCCACCAACUGAGAACGAAGUGCGGUUUGUGCUAAUGUGUAAGAGGUGGAGAGAAGCAGGUUAGAGGGCAAUCUGAGUUAACCACCUCUCGGCACAGCACUGAGAAUGAAGCUCAGAGGCGAGUUUCAGACAAUUACAGAAACUUGAUUUGGUCCACUGGCAGGAAACUGGUAGCACUUCUAACCUCAUUGCGCUGUGAGACCUGGUAAGUAUGCAGCAAAAAAAGUACCUUACCACUAAGCUAGAGAGUGACUUAGUUCAGUGAUUUAAAAACCAGGGGACUUGAAGCACACGAUCCAGUCCUGCAAUUUUGCAUUCUAUGAAAACCAAUGUUGGCUUGAUACAGAGCUCAGAGUCUACUGUGUGAGCCUUAAGAAGUCAUAUAGCCAAGUUAAAGAGAAAAGCAGCCGUUCAAGAUCAGGUUAGAUACUUUACAGAACAAAUGGAUACAAAAGCUGAAACAUCUCAUCAUGAUAACUAUGAAAUGUUUUAAUAAUGUAUCCUCAAAUUAAUAGAAUUUUAUAUGAACAUAGAACAUAUACUUCAACAAAUGAUUGAACUUGUGCUAAGUAACUGAAGUGAAAUAAUACACAUUAAUUAGCACAUUUAUUUUUAUACUUGUAUAAAAUUUCCCAUCAUAUGUACCAUUAAUCUCACAGACACAUUAACUUAAUAGAAGUACUGUAUAUAUUGGUCUUAAUAGUUUCUUAGAAUUAAGAAAAACAUGUUAUUAGAAGCUUUAAACAGUGUUCACAUCAUUUGUUUACCAUAUUUCAGUUUAAUAGUUUCUCAGUUUUGCACUUCAUUACAUUGAGACUUUUGAAAAGGUCUCAAAUAAGGUGCCAAAUAUGUGGAAAGGUCAGAGGGAUGUUUUAAGAAUGUAAAUUGUUUGCAUUAGUUCUUAAUUAUUUGUACUUCCUCAGAACACCAGUAUAAAUGUGUGUAAUGUACAAUUAUGUAACCAAUGUAAAUAUAAUUAAAUAACUAUAUCUUUUACAUUUUUGUUUAUUUUUUAUUUUUCAUUUUUAAGAUGAGGCUCCAAACAUGCAAUAGUGUUAUACCCCAUAAUACCCCACCAUCAGAAAUAAAAACAUCAACCGUAUCCAAAGCUUUCAACACUAAAACAAAACUUUGGCUGAAAUGAUGACAAAUCUGUGAACUCACAUGUUCUGAAUUUUCACUUUGCAUUAUUAGCAUGACUGCUGGUCCAUGUCUGUUAAAUUUUAUUUGUUUAAAAUAUGAAAAAGAUGUAAAUGCUUUCAUCUCUGUGGCUGAAUAGACAGCUGUGCAUGCAGAACAUUAAGCUGCUCCGUCUUGUAUUGCUGAUGCUGAAUGCUUGUAUUGCGGGGAGGUGUUUUUUUUAAGACACUGCAUGUUGAUGCUGUUUGAAUUAAAAAAAAAAAAGUGUCAGCUCUCUUUGGUAACUGAAGACAGGAGAGUUUUAUAGUUUUUAGGUUUACAUGCAUUACCUGAUACUGUAGAUACUUGAAUUUUGCACUCAUCCUUAUUUUUGUGGACUUUCACAUUAAUUCCUUAGUGUUACUUUCUGUCUUAAACUUUUUUUAAAAUGUGAAAUCUUUUUUUUUUUAAAUCAAUUUGGUCAUAAGGUGGGUGGCACAUUUUGUCUCGUGAGCCUGGAUGAAAACACAAGAUCUUGACAUGAAAUUACAUGUCUUGUAAUUGAAAGUCCUUGCAAAAGUUUGCACACAUGUGUGUCGACGCUUACAAGCACUUUAAGUUUGCAGGGCAUCACUUUUGAAACCAAAUCUCUCUCUUCCACUGAGAGUCUAAAAUCUGCAACCACAGCAGAUGUGUGAGUCAUUUUCAUCAUGCUGAGGCGCAGAAUCUUGAUCUAGACCACUGAUAAAAGGCAGCAUAUAAAGUAAAGGCAGUUUGUUUAAAGAGGUUAAAUAAUGUUUUUUAGGAUGUUCACUUUGGAAAUAUAAAGGUUUGGUUCCUCUUUCUGUGA